CCAUGAGCCAACCCGACAAAUAAAAGUGGCUUAUUCGACGUUGUGGGCGGAGAAUUGAAUGAAACAUUUCUUUUAGGUAAAUUGUAAAUUCAAAUUGAAAUUUGGGUUGUUCAACAGGCGUCACCCAAAUGCAAAAUGAUGGAGCAAUCCAUUUCCAAUCCUUCAAUCUCCAUCCUCAACUCGUUCCAUUUCUCUUCUUGUCAUUCCCAUUCGUACUUCUAUAAUUACAAUUGUAUUUCUCCUUUACAAAUUCUAUACCAAUUUGUGGAUUCAUCCAAUGCUGCGAUUCAGGCUCACAAUGAUUCCUCGGCUGCCAAGAAGAAGGGCCCUUACCCAGGCGGAAUGAUGGGCCUUCACGCGGGGAGGGAUCCCAAUGUGAAGAAGCCAGAGUGGUUGAGGCAGAGAGCUCCUCAAGGGGGCAGAUUUCAAGAGGUCAAACAAUCUCUCUCUCGCUUGAAUCUCAACACUGUUUGCGAGGAAGCCCAAUGCCCCAACUUUGGUGAGUGUUGGAAUGGAGGCAGCGAUGGUAUUGCAACUGCUACUAUCAUUCUACUUGGGGAUACCUGUACUCGUGGCUGCAGAUUCUGUGCUGUGAAAACCAGCAAUGAUACUCCACCGCCUGAUCCUAUGGAGCCUCAAAACACUGCUCAAGCCAUUGCAAGUUGGGGGUAUGAGCAAAGUUUAUCAGUUUUGAAACAUGCAAAGUUCAGUAAAGAGGGAAUGGUAAAAAAAUCUUCUAUAUGCUAGGUCUCGGAGAAACUGAUGAUGAGUUGAAGGAAGCUAUGGCUGAUUUAAGGGCAAUAGAUGUUGAUAUUUUGAUACCUGUACAAUAUUUACCGGUACCUUGCAUGUGAAUUUGUUCUCAUGCAUUCAGCGUGGAUGCUUCAUUUGUAACAUUGCAAGGCUUUGGAUAAUCAUUUAGCUUCAAUCAUGCCAGAAUUAUUUAUCUAGUUUUGCAGAUCUUAGUCUGAUUGGUGAUUGCAUUAAUGAAGUUGGCCAUAUUCUGGCACUGUUUUGAGAAUAUUAUUCUGAUUUUGAUAAA
Messenger RNA from Hevea brasiliensis (rubber tree), 1042 nucleotides. RefSeq names its product lipoyl synthase, chloroplastic. NCBI's taxonomy places the organism in Eukaryota, Viridiplantae, Streptophyta, Magnoliopsida, Malpighiales, Euphorbiaceae. Gene Ontology annotation, molecular function: 4 iron, 4 sulfur cluster binding; lipoate synthase activity. The record is from RefSeq and is a predicted model, not a curated record. The coding region runs from base 136 to 747 and encodes 203 amino acids. Gene Ontology annotation, cellular component: mitochondrion. Gene Ontology annotation, biological process: lipoate biosynthetic process. The transcript is spliced from 2 exons.